Rotaria sp. Silwood2 is the source of this 1465-nucleotide messenger RNA. The record is from the annotation of a GenBank genome assembly. NCBI's taxonomy places the organism in Eukaryota, Metazoa, Rotifera, Eurotatoria, Philodinida, Philodinidae.
GCAAGAAUCAGAAAUAGUUUUUCUUUUUCGUAAAUCUUCUGCUUUAAUUAAAAUGAGAUGUUUUGAGCCUUUUUGCACAUUCUCAAGCACAAAUCUAGACAACUUUUUAGCAUUAAUUUUCAAAAAUAUCGUUAAGCAACAAAUUUUUCUUAGAAACUCAUACCGGUGAAAUUCCGGUUUCAUCCGGCCCGGUUCUAGCUCUGAUGCUGAGACAUAAUUCUGAUUCUAAUUCAUCGAAUAUAUUUCCGUAGCGGACCAAAAACGAACAAACAUCUUGUCUAAAAUUUUUUCAAUCAUUUGCUAUAUCGAAUUUUAUUUUAGUUAUAAUCAUCGAUCAAUCACUGAUGAUGAAUUGAAAAAGAUCAACGAUCGUAUUGAUGAAAAAAUCUCUCGCCGUCAUCGUCAACAACAACAGCAGCAACAGCAACAGCAAACAACUGGGUCGCCCUCAGUUGCUUCUCCUACAAUUACAUCUAAUCCUUCUCCUUCUAUCACUACUACAAUGACAACACCUUUUAAUAAUGAUGAAUUUUCAAUAUUUCGUGAUCGUCCUGUAUCUCAUCCUACUACAACUUCUCAACAACAACCAAGAACAUUAGCCGAAGCACUUGGUAUUAAUAUUUCAUUUGCUUCUCAACCUAUAUUAAAACAACCGCCACCAAAUGAUUUGAGCAACUUUAAAUUUCCCGAAGCAACUAAAGGUCAAAAUCUUCAACAAAAUGUAUCUUCUGAUGAUUUUCAACAUAAACGUGAUUCAAAAUUAUGCAAUCGAUAUACAAUAGCUUAUGAUUUGACACAUAAUCCUUCGAUAGUCGAAAAUCAAACAGAAGAAUUACCAGAUAGUUUUUUUGAAUUAACACCCGAUGAUCUUCGAUCAAUUAUAAAUUCUUUAAGACAACAAAGCGCUGAAGAUAUUCCAUUGGAAACUCGUACAAUGCGCGAUAGAAUUCAAUCAGUACGUGCAACUACCUAUGAAUAUAUUGCAAUACGAUUAGUAAUUAAUUCCAAUAAUGUUCUUCAAGGAUUAUUCUAUCCGGAAGAACCAUUAUCAAAUCUUAUUGAAUUUGCACGUACAAAUCUUAUUUGUUCUCAAAUAGAAAAAUCCGAUUUUUAUUUAUAUACAUCACCACCACGUGUUGUUUUAUCUGAUUUAAAGAAAUCAUUAUCUGCUUAUGAUUUAGCACCAGCUUCAUAUGUUUAUAUUGGUCAUCGAAUAAUAUCACCACUUGUUAUUCAACUUGCAUCAAAUAUUUCAAUAGGAAACAUUAAUGAAGCUAAUCAAAUUGUUAGAAAAUAUGUAUUUAAUCGUACAAGAUCAAUGAAUGAAGAUGAAAGUUAUAAUGAAACAUUAACUACAGAAACUAAUACUACCAAUCGACCAUCAAAAAGAAAUCCAACUACACAUAAGGUUGAUGAUAAACAUCUACGAGAUAAAUUUCGUAAAUUUUUACCUGGACAAAAAUAA